AUGGACGAUCCGCCACUCAAACCUGUGUUUCAUGGUUUGACAUUAGAGACGGCAAUCUCGAUUACAAAAUCGGUAUUGCUCGCAAUUGGGUUCAUAUCCACUGUAAUUUUGUUCAAAGUGGCUAUAAUACCAAAAUUUGCCAAUCUUCUUAUCAUAACUCUUCCUCGUUUAUUCUUCUCCUUCAGAUCAUGGCUAUCUCCUCCCUACGUCUUCAUCGUUUUCAACUUGCUCAUGUUCGCCGCCUUUGCUUCCUCUCUCUUCCGUCGCCAAAAAGACACAUCCGAAACUAAUUACACUCCCAUUUCUCAUGAAAAUACUAACGUUUCUCCAUCCGCUCCCUAUAAAUUAACGCAUGAGGACCGGGACUUUUCGAUCAGUGGUCGUUCCGGAGAAAUCUGGAAUGGGAUCCCGGACGAGGAUGAACGAGGAAAAGAGGAGGAAGAAGAGAAACUGCUGAAAUGGGAUUUCCCGACUCUGUUCACUGAAAAAUUCAGUGACCCAUCAUCGAAAAAGCUCUGUGCAUAUUCCUGCGAGACAGAGGAGGAGGAAAAGGAGGGCGGGGGCGGCGGUGACGAUGACUCGAUGGAAGCGACGUGGAAGGCGAUCAUGGAAAGGCAAGAGAAACAGACGCCGCAGCUGAAGAAGAGUCAGACAUGGGACUCCCCUCUGCCGGCUCGGUUAAUUAGAGCCGCCGUACGAGAGGAGGAGCCAGUGGCGUGGGAUCGGAAUGAAGUACGGAAGCCGGAGAAGUUCCAGCAAACGCUGUCGUUUAGGAGAAAGAUAUCGAUGACUUCGGAAGAACUGAAGAGCCGAGCAGAGGCUUUCAUAGAAAUGGUAAACCGAAGCAUACGAUUACAGCGGCAAGAAUCAGAGCAGCGAUUCUUGCAGGCAAUGAAACGUAGCUUUUAG
This is a messenger RNA of Cucumis sativus (cucumber), 909 nucleotides long. RefSeq lists its product as uncharacterized. Lineage: Eukaryota; Viridiplantae; Streptophyta; Magnoliopsida; Cucurbitales; Cucurbitaceae. Bases 1 to 909 code for a protein of 302 amino acids. The record is from RefSeq and is a predicted model, not a curated record. The transcript has a single exon.